This is a messenger RNA of Etheostoma cragini (Arkansas darter), 3947 nucleotides long. RefSeq names its product ring finger protein 165b (gene ark2cb). The transcript is spliced from 8 exons. Bases 726 to 1643 code for a protein of 305 amino acids. Gene Ontology annotation, molecular function: ubiquitin protein ligase activity; zinc ion binding. Lineage: Eukaryota; Metazoa; Chordata; Actinopteri; Perciformes; Percidae. The record is from RefSeq and is a predicted model, not a curated record.
UAUCUUCCAUAACCAAAAAGGUCUUGUAGUGUAAGCAGAGUAUUAAAACCAUAUUUUACCACAGCCCAAGUUAGUCUGUAUUUUUCUCCCUGUUGAGUCCCCACAGCACUUUUUGCUGCAGUUGCCAAAUAGCUGUGGUUGGAGAGUUAAAAAAGCAUUCAAGCUAUUUCCUCUUGACUCCUGAAUGUUCAUAUGGGAGAACAACAAGUCGAGCUACACUCUAUGUGUAAGACACAAAGAUAAAGUAAGUUUCAGUUAAGCACAGAUGUAUAAUCCUUAGAAUUUACUGGAUGGUUUAACUUUUAAGGAGUGGGGAAUUGUUCUUUACAAUUACAUAGAGACAUCUAAACAGUUUAAUGUUUAUCUUCAGCAGCCAGGUACUAAAGGUGUGCACUGACCCACUGUCUGCCGCUGAAAUUACAAGAAUCGAGCUGCGUUGAAGACCAUAUACUGGUAGAUUUAAUCUUUUCUGAUCCAGUUCGCUGAAUCGGAAGACCAGGAGUCGAUCCAGGGGUCGGAAAUGCAAUGAAAGAAACGAAAGCUCGUGUUUUGUGUGCAGGUCCAAAAAUGGUUGUCAUGUUCAUGGUAUUUGUGGUAACCAUUUUCCCACCCCCACAGAAGUAUUUGUCACCCUAGGAUCCCAUUUCAACCGGCAACAGCAGCAGCAGCACAGCCAUGCUACCUCUUGCCGGCACUUCCAGUUAGGUCCUCAGGCCCCGCUGCCCAUGGAUUUCCCCAUGCCCCACCCAGGGCAGCCACAGUCAGGCAUUAACCCCCACAUGGCCCCUCCGGGCCACCAGCAUGGCCCUCCACUCCACCCGCCCCUCAACCCCCUGCCCGGUCCCCAGUUCCAGGACAUCCCUGCCCCCCCAUUCCUACCUCAGGCAUUACACCAGCAAUACCUCCUCCAGCAGCAGAUCCUCGAGGCCCAGCACCGACACAUCCUGCCGCCCUCCAGUCGACGUAAUCCAGACAGAGGUCCUCACCAGGCCCACAGACUGCGGCCGGGCUAUGAGUUUGCCCCCCCUCUUCACGUCCCCCCUCAGCCCCUGGUGCAGCAGCCCCGCUACCUGGCUGAGGGCACAGACUGGGAUCUAAGUGUAGAUGCUGGGUUGCCCCCUCACCAGUAUCACAUCCAUCCACUUCCGCAGCACUAUCAGCACUACUUGACCUCUCCUAGGAUGCACCACUUCCCUAGAAACAAUGCCUCAACACAAGUGGUUGUCCAUGAGAUCAGAAACUACCCAUAUCCCCAGCUGCACUUGCUGGCUCUGCAGAGUCUCAAUCCCUCCCGACAUGCGUCUGCUGUUAGAGAGAGCUAUGAGGAGCUUCUGCAGCUGGAGGACAGGCUGGGCAGUGUAAACCGUGGAGCCGUCCAAACCACCAUAGAGAGAUUCACUUUCCCUCAUAAGUACAAAAAGAGAAUACCCCAGGACCUGAAGAUGUGUCUGGAGGAUGAGGAGCUGGACACCGAUGAGAAGUGCACCAUCUGUCUGUCAAUGCUGGAAGAUGGAGAGGAUGUCAGGAGAUUACCCUGCAUGCACCUCUUCCAUCAGGCAUGUGUGGACCAGUGGCUGGCCACCAGCAGGAAGUGCCCCAUCUGCAGAGUGGACAUUGAGACCCAGCUGGCCCCCGACAGUUGAUAGCUCCUGUCGACUCCUGCAGCUUUGGAUCUGGUCUUGUUAAUUCUUCAUUGCCUCCCUUUGGGGGAAGCUCUGCCAAACACCCCUCUCUUCCCCUCUGCAUCACGCAACGAGCCUGCCUUCUAAGACAGCUGUGACAGAGGGAUCAACAAAGCACACUCACCUACAACACAACAAGGGAUGGGGUUUGAUACAUAGGUAGGAGGCUGGACUGAAGGUUGGUUUGAAUGGACUUGCUGGAUGUAAAAGGUAGGAGCUGACACCUAUGGACAGAUGUGCUGAGGCUUCACACACAGAUUCUGUCAGAUUGUGUACAUCGUGUACUUUCUCCAUACAGCCAUCAAGAGAGGACACUAACCACCAACCUCCCCAGCUCAGUGUGGCGUAUUAAGGCCAUUUCUUUGCCACAACAUCUAAACCCCCCCCCCAGGCCUGUGAAAAAAAAAAUCCUUUAAGCUGCACUCUGCCCAAGCCCUCAGCACAUCUGUACAGAACAUUAUCAAAUGAUUAGCAUGAGGUUGUUUGGUGUGAACUCUUGUAGCUGAACGCUUGUGGUGUAAUGGAGUAUAGUACUGAAUAAGUAUUUACAGAGUAAUAGUGUUGUGUAGCAAGCAAAAGCCUUUUGAGAAAUACGUUUGUGAAAAAUAAACCCACAGAGAGGUCGAGUAUGGCUCAAAUAGGAGAGAAUAUUCGGCGUGUUAAUUAAUCAUAGACAAUGAGGAAAGAGCUAGUCGUGUGAAAAGGCCAAAAAUCCCUCUUUCUUGUCUAACAUGGUUUUGGAUUUACAGUUAGUAGAUGCCAUCAGAGUUGAUGCUAAACCCGCUAACUGCAGGCAUGGCUUCCAGUGAUCUGUGUAGUGUUGUAGUCGGGCCUCUAUUAUCUAGAGCAGAGGCCUCAGAUGUGCAUGCUGUAUGGCAGGCUUGGGCUGUGUCGUUAAUAUUGUGGAGCAGUAGAAACAGGGACUGUGUCUGUGCAUGUGAACCGUAUACUAUGACUCUGACGAUCCCACUCAUUCAUAGAGGAGGACAGGAAUGCACCUAAUACCCCGUCCCCACCUCACUACACCCCCUCCUUCCUCCACUCAUCCCAAGUAGACCAAAGUUGCCCUUAGGCACCGAUCUCCGACCAAUGUAGCAUUUCUCUCCUGAUAUUCAAGGUUAGGAUUCAAAGAGCUGCUAGUAGAUCUGUGUCUAACUGCAACUCCUCUCUGUUGCCUCACUCAUGGCAUGACCAUAUGACAUGAGAGGCAGGCAUGGGCUUGAGGAUGCAGUGCCUGAGGUCUUGCCAUAAGAGUGAAUAAAAUCUGACAUUUGUAUUACCUAUUACCAGAACCUUAUUGCCUAUCAAACAAGCACAUGUGAUUUCUAUAUACAGUGAAUUGGCUCCAUUUCAAUCUAAGUUGCUCCCACUGUGUCUGGUGUUACAGGGAAAAUACAAACCUGCCUGUGAUAUGUGCUAGAAUGUGUAUGAUUGUCCCCAUACCCCCUCCCCCAUGGUAGUGAUGUAUGGUAUUGCUAGAACAACUGUGAUGCGUUCAGUGAUAGAAGCCGCUUUCUCUACAUCAUGCAUGAACCAUGGUGGCGUAGUUCACUUGAAGGAGGGUGAAAGGGAGAAAAAGCCAUCCAUUUGAAAAUACCAAACAAUUCUUAACAUUAUUUUGUUUUCAAUUGUCUUUUUCUGCCAUUUCCUUUUUCUUCUUACUUGUAUUUUUAUUUAUUUUUUUGCUCACAUGCCAAUUUGGACAUGGUACUAAUAUGCCGAGUCCUUGUCCAUUUUAACCAUAGUGAAGAAAAAGCUGCAAUGCUGCAAAAACAUAUUUAUUGUUGUUCUAAUGUAGCUUGUGUUUUGUAAAUGCACUAUAAUAUGGAGUUGCCUGAUUUUUUUGGUUUGGUGGUGUGGGUUCCUCUUGUCCUAGAUUUUGUGUUUCUAUUAAGUUACAAGUAUUUUCAUGCUUCCUUGUGUAUUAUUGGAGGGUAACUUGACUGUUUUGUGUUGCGUUUUUUUUUCUUUUUGUAUGAAACCUCCAUCCAAAAAACUACAGAUGGAUGAAAUUGGAGGUUUUGCUAUAGUUCACAUAGAAUGCUGUGAUUAAAGAUGCCUUAAGUAUUUAACAAUCAUUAUUUAUUACUAACUGUAGCUAGCUAGCUAUUGUGGUGGAAUAUUUAAUGUCUCUAUCUCCUAACUUUGCAAUUUAAUCAAUAUAUUUAUUUAAAAUAACACAAAAUAUAAAAAAAAAGAAUACCUCAUUAUGCAUUGGUUGGUGGGGAUGCUUUUGCAUGCCGUCUGUUUUCUUUUUCAGAGGAG